UUUCUGAUACUAUAUAUGGAAGCACCGAGCACGAUCUCUUCCUUGUGCUGUUCCUUCACAACGUCACUUACAUUACAUAUCAUAAUGAAACUUUUAAUUUUGUUCGCUUGUGUUGUAUAUGCGGUCGCUGAUGCUGGACCAGAAUGUUUGAACACAAAAGAAGCAGCAGAUUGCUAUCGUAAUUUCACCAGCUGCAGAAAAUUAACCAAUUCUCACCAUGCACGAUCGAAGUGUUUGAAAACAUUUGACACCUGUGUAGCUGGACCAUGCCCAGUCGCUUGCAACAAAGUGGCGAGAGAUUGUCUCCACAAGACAGGAAAUCUUGCUCCAGAUCUUAUCCAGUGUCGCGUUGAUCACGAAGCAUGUAUGAAAACUUGUGUGGACAAACUUUUUGAAUAAACAAGCAAAUAUAUGUAAAAAUUUAUCAAA
Molecule: messenger RNA, 429 nt
Organism: Hydractinia symbiolongicarpus
Lineage: Eukaryota; Metazoa; Cnidaria; Hydrozoa; Anthoathecata; Hydractiniidae
Exons: 4
Coding region: 16-399 (127 amino acids)
Source: RefSeq, a predicted model, not a curated record